AUGUCGUACAUGCUUGCCAUUGUUGGUACAAAGGACAACCCGCUCUACCAAGCUGAAUUUGGUACGCUCAAAGGUGGCCAUGACGGCACACCUCAAUUCCGCGAAGACAUGCGACCCAUGAACCAAUUCAUCCUGCACUCCUCUCUCGAUAUGGUAGAGGAGGUACAAUGGGCAUCCAGCAUGCUCUAUCUCAAACAAAUCGACAAGUUCAAUGGGUAUAGCGUGAGUUGCUGGUUGACUGCCGGUGGAACGCGCUUCUUACUGCUGCAUGACCUCAAGAAUGACGAUGGCAUCAAGACUUUCUUCAGCGAUCUGUAUGAUCUAUACACGAAGUGCCUCAUGAAUCCUUUCUACAAAGUCGAUACACGCAUUACGAGUAGGACGUUUGAUACCCGCGUCAAGGCGCUUGCACGCAAGUACUUGUGA
Protomyces lactucae-debilis is the source of this 426-nucleotide messenger RNA. RefSeq names its product Sedlin. Gene Ontology annotation, biological process: endoplasmic reticulum to Golgi vesicle-mediated transport. The transcript has a single exon. Gene Ontology annotation, cellular component: cytoplasm; nucleus; TRAPP complex. Lineage: Eukaryota; Fungi; Ascomycota; Taphrinomycetes; Taphrinales; Protomycetaceae. The record is from RefSeq and is a predicted model, not a curated record. The coding region runs from base 1 to 426 and encodes 141 amino acids.